Molecule: messenger RNA, 1296 nt
Organism: Neomonachus schauinslandi (Hawaiian monk seal)
Lineage: Eukaryota; Metazoa; Chordata; Mammalia; Carnivora; Phocidae
Gene: UBE3D
Product: ubiquitin protein ligase E3D
Exons: 9
Coding region: 85-1296 (403 amino acids)
Biological process (GO): protein monoubiquitination; protein autoubiquitination; protein polyubiquitination
Cellular component (GO): cytosol; ubiquitin ligase complex; nucleus
Molecular function (GO): ubiquitin protein ligase activity; cyclin binding; ubiquitin conjugating enzyme binding
Source: RefSeq, a predicted model, not a curated record
CCCCGCCGCCGCCGCCGCCGCACGUGCAACCGCUUCGGGCCGUGGUGGCCUGUAUUCGCCUGAACCUGCUGCUGGGCGCCGGCAAUGGCGGCAGCUGCGGCGGGGAUGCGCGUGUUCAUGGAGGUGCGGAGACGGUUGCAGAGCGCGCUGCUGAUCCUGGGGGAGCCUAAAGAAGGAGGUAUGCCCAUGGAUAUUUCUCUAGCGCCCUGCUCACUCCGGGUGAAGACCCCGGAAGGCUGCGCAGAGCUCCAGCUUCCAGCAGAGGUCAGGCUCGUGCCUUCCUCCUGCAGCGGGCUGCAGUACGUCCCGGGAGAUGGACUGCACCUGCGGGUGCAGGUGCAGGCAGAACCCGACGACACCAAACUGAUUUCAGUGUUUAAUCAAAGCUCACAAGCCCAAGGAUGUUGCACAUUUUAUUGCCAGUCCUGCGGUGAAGUCGUAAUAAGGAACAGGAAGCUCCUCAGGGUGCUCCCAUUGCCGAGUGAGAACUGGGGAGCUCUAGUUGAAGAAUGGUGUUGUCAUCCUGACCCCUUUGCUGAUAAGCCACUUCAUCCACAAGAGAAUGACUGUUUUAUUGGAGACUCUUUCUUCUUGGUAAAUUUAAGAAGUGAUUUAUGGCAGCCAAGACCUGAACUAGCCCCAGUGGAGACACACUGUCCUUCUUCUGAGAACCAUUUUAAACUGAAACCAAAGGCAAAUACCAAAGUAAUUUGUAAGCGUUGCAAGGUAAUGUUGGGAGAGACCAUGUCAUCAGAAACCACCAAGUUUUAUAUAACAGAGAUAAUUAUUCAGCCGUCUGAAAGAAAUUUUUCCAUCAUACCAAGGUCUCAGUUUGUACAGAAUGUUAUCGCCCAGUGUCUGGUGGAACUCUCCUCUGCUAGAAGCACUUUUAGAUUCACUAUUCAAGGUCAUGAUGGCAAAGUGUACAUCUUGCUGUGGCUUUUAAACUCAGACAGCUUGGUGAUUGAAUCUUUGGGAAGUUCCAAGAGUAUCAAAAAAUUCCCCUUGUUGGAAGAUACCUUGAAGGCAGAUUCCAGUUCUGCCUGGAAUGCUGUCAAGGUCCUCUACCAGCCAUGCAUCAAAAACAGGAAUGAAAAGCUUUCCAGUGCUUGGGAAAGUGAUAUCAGCAUCCACUCUCUAACCCUGCCCUCUGCAACCUGCUUGGAGCUUCUUUUGAUAUUAUCAAGGAAUAAUGCCACGCUGCCGCCAUCCCUUCGCUCUGUGAAUUCCUUUCAGGUAAGUACAGCUCCUUUACCAGGUGUUGACUUUUCAGUUUUACUUGUAAUUGUUUUUUAA